AUGUCGACCUUCGAGCCAGUCAUCACGAUCGAUGCCAAGGGUCACCUUCUUGGUCGACUUGCAAGCACUGUUGCAAAGCAGUUGCUCAACGGCCAGAAGAUCGUCGUUGUACGAUGUGAGGCCUUGAACAUCUCUGGAGAGUUCUUCCGUGCGAAGCUCAAGUACCACGCCUACCUCCGAAAGAUGACCAGAUACAACCCAACCCGUGGAGGUCCUUUCCAUUUCCGUGCCCCAUCCAGAAUCUUCUACAAGACCGUCCGUGGUAUGAUUCCUCACAAGACUGCCCGUGGUGCCGCCGCCAUGGAGAGACUUAAGGUUUUCGAGGGUGUUCCACAACCAUACGACAAAGUCAAGCGCGUUGUCGUUCCCCAAGCUUUGAGAGUGUUGAGAUUGAAGCCUGGACGCAAAUACUGCACUGUCGGCAGAUUGAGCCACGAGGUCGGAUGGAAAUACCAAGAUGUUGUCGCUAGACUUGAGGAGAGAAGAAAGGUUAAGAGCGCAGCAUACUACGAGCGCAAGAAGGCAGCACGCAAGCAGCUUUCAGAAGCCCAGAAGUCCGCUAAGAUCGACGAUAAGACCAAGACUGAGUUGGCUGCUCUCGGCUAUUAA
Molecule: messenger RNA, 609 nt
Organism: Botrytis byssoidea
Lineage: Eukaryota; Fungi; Ascomycota; Leotiomycetes; Helotiales; Sclerotiniaceae
Exons: 5
Coding region: 1-609 (202 amino acids)
Biological process (GO): translation; negative regulation of translation
Cellular component (GO): ribosome; cytosolic large ribosomal subunit
Molecular function (GO): mRNA binding; structural constituent of ribosome
Source: RefSeq, a predicted model, not a curated record